AUGGCUUCUCUCUUGCCGGGGAAACGCAAGUCGCCCGAGCCUGAACGCGGCUCCCACAAUGACGAUCCGGCUGCAACGCCUACAGGCAGCCCUGCCAGGAAGAAAUUGAAGAUCACUCGGAGCCAGAAGCAGGCUCUCAUUGACAACCUACAAUUGGAGAUUACGGAACGGGCUCGCAAACUGCGUGCACAAUACGCUCUCCAGGCACAGGACCUUCGAGCGCGGAUUGAACGGCGCGUGAACCGUGUUCCUGUUGCUCUGCGGAAGGUCACCAUGGGUGAAUUGUUGGAGAAGUACGCUGCCACGGCACGACCGGAGGAGGCAGCAGAACCCAUGAAGAAACCGGCCCUUCCUCCGAAGGCUGCCAAGAGUGCUGCUCCCACCACGAUAUCUAGGGAUGUGGAAGGUCAAAGCGCGUCUGCUGCAGCUCCUACAGCGGUCAAGGCACAAUCCCGUCGUGUCAAGCGCGCCAGUGAUGAUGGCCUGUUUUCAGACAAGGAGAACGCUCCAGUACCUGCAGAUGUCCAUAUUCCGCUCGAUAACCCGAAGAAACGGGGUAAUCCGAACGUUGCCGCUGGUCAAUCGCGUGCUGUGUCUCAGGUCCUCCGUGGCGCUGAGGCCAAGAUUCUCUCUCCAAAGUCUUCCAACUCGCGAACCUAUCAUCAAUCUCCGCUGAUUACUUCGCCGAGUAAACCACAGCAACCAGCGUCAUACUUGUCCCGGCCAGCAUCACCCCUGAAGCCUUCCAGCCCAUUGAAGGCUAUGAUCGAGAGUGCUAGAGCGCGAACCACAAAGGAUAUGGCAUCGGAAGCCAAGAAAGCAUCUCCGGUUGCGACGACGAAGAAAGCGAAAGCAACAUCCCAGACUAAGAAGACUACAGCCAAGACAACCACGAAGCCAACAGCUGCAAGUGCCAAAUCCCCAGCGCGGCCAGCAACACGUCAGCAAGAUCGAACUACCAGCACGAGCACCAUAUCGUCUAAUAUUUCUUCGGGAACAACGAUCGUCAAGUCGACACGAGCUGGCGCUGCUGCGAAGCGGACUGGAGCCGCAACUCCGGCCUCCACAACAGCCAAGAAAACCACAGUGGCACGAAGCCAAGGCCCAACCGCUGCUGCGACUGCCAAAAAGACAGCCGCUGCUGGGAGGAAAGUUGCCGCUGGUGGCGAUCCACCUUCAGCGAGUGGAAGGGGCGAGGCACUCUCAAGGCUGUUCGAUAUUGAUAUUAUUAGGGCGUUUGUUCGACUUGGAAAAGUUUGGGCUGUUUUGAGUGAGGAGAGGAUAGAGGCGUCGUCGCAGCGCAUUGCGUCGCAUUGUUUUGGGCAUAUAACCUUGAAAGAGGAGUGUAUUAGUAUGGUAUCCGGCGUUUCGGGUUCGGGUUUGGGUUUGGUUUUUUGCUUGUUUUCUUGCCACAGAUCCAUCCAGAUCAGACUAUAG
This is a messenger RNA of Rasamsonia emersonii CBS 393.64, 1437 nucleotides long. RefSeq lists its product as uncharacterized. Gene Ontology annotation, biological process: mitotic sister chromatid segregation. Lineage: Eukaryota; Fungi; Ascomycota; Eurotiomycetes; Eurotiales; Trichocomaceae. The coding region runs from base 1 to 1437 and encodes 478 amino acids. Gene Ontology annotation, cellular component: spindle midzone; chromosome passenger complex; chromosome, centromeric region. The record is from RefSeq and is a predicted model, not a curated record. The transcript has 6 exons.